This is a messenger RNA of Orbicella faveolata, 3240 nucleotides long. RefSeq names its product gamma-aminobutyric acid receptor subunit alpha-6-like. Gene Ontology annotation, molecular function: transmembrane signaling receptor activity; extracellular ligand-gated monoatomic ion channel activity. Gene Ontology annotation, biological process: monoatomic ion transmembrane transport. Gene Ontology annotation, cellular component: membrane. The record is from RefSeq and is a predicted model, not a curated record. NCBI's taxonomy places the organism in Eukaryota, Metazoa, Cnidaria, Anthozoa, Scleractinia, Merulinidae.
CCAGAAUUUCGAUGUGUAAUUUGCACUAGUGUUACGCUUCGCGACAACCAAGACCCAAUUGGCGCUGUGUGCGUGAGCAAUUGCGCGUACUUUAACAAUCAAGCGAUACCGGCUUGGUCCUUAGAGUUUGAAUUUAGUUGUCUGUGCGAUCACAAAGGCUCAGCCAGGUAUUAUCAAAAGUGAAAGUUAUGCUUUUCCCAGGGGAACCACUUAUAUUAGAAUAACAAAGAAAAUUAUUCAACUCAAUGAAAUGAAGCAAAACGCGCAAAAUCACUUAAUAACCAUAAUAUGUUGUGGAAUAUUAUUUAGCACCGGCUGCUUGAGAAAGCUUGAUUUCACGCGAUCUGUAACGGUAAGUUUCAGUCUCAAACGAACCUAGCUGUAAAAACGUACAGUUACAUUUUUAUAACAUACUUUCACAACUUCUUUAAAAGCUCUCAUUAGGGCAAGGGUUGCUGAGCAUUUGCUAAGAUUUCUGUUCGGCGCAAAGGCUGGCCGUCGUGUCGAUCGGUCAGUACUCAUAGAUCCUGUCGUUGUAGAUUGGAAUGCGUGGUCUCGUACUCAGCGGAAAGAACUACUUUGGGAAAGUUAGCAUGAUAAACUAUAAAAACUUCCUCUUAGAUUGCAAAUUAAAGCUAAGAUCACAACAACCCUCGCCAAUCUGGGCUUUAUGCUUUAUUUACCAAAUAGAAAACGCGCUCGUACACGCACAUUCAUCGACUUGAAAAUUUGUGUUCAUCCUAAAAAACUUUUUCCACUAUAUUUUGCCACUUGAACUUCAACUUCCGCCAAGAACAUGAUUUGAUCCUAUAAUUAUGACUAUAAUGUCAUACCUAAAAACACUGGUCGUAAGGCAGUACUCGAAAACUUAAUAUAUAUACUGAUUAGGUCUUACACGUACGAAAAAGAUGCCCCCAAGCCUUGUCAACUUUAUUUGCAUUUUCCUAAAAAAUUUGCGUGGGUUUGACAGACUUGUUUUUGUUUUAAGUAUUUCUUAUUUGUCAAGAACGAAGCGGCGCAAAUUUUGCACAUAAACGAACUAUUUGAAUAAAUAGCACACGCUUAAUCCUGAAGCUUAUGACACCGCAAUCAGGCACUAGCUGUAUUGAAAACAAAAGCAGAGAGAUUUCUAUCUGGUGUUAAAUGUAAAACAACAGGCGGGAUUUGUGUGCGUUCGCGGACUGCAGGGAAUUUCGCGCUCCCCGGAUAACCAUAACGCGAUUGUAAUCUGCCAGAAAUAUCACGUUAUGAGUUAAACUUUACGAUUACCUCUACAAUUGUGAUAGUUCUUUGUUCACAUGCAAUGUUACAGAAACAUGCAAGCAGUUAACGGGCUGUCGACGUUUACGAGGAUGUAUUUGUCAGUGUUGCUGCUCUUGGCCUCUUCGAGAUUGUAAGUAGUUGAGACAGCUUCCGCUUCACUACUGAGGAUGAUGAAAUAUCGAUCUAUACCGAGUCGUUUGUGAAGAGGAUGUAGUAACGAAAUUCUUUACUGACUAUGACAAAGCAGUACGCCCUGAUUUUGAUCAGGGGAAGCCUACAAUCAUUAUGGCAGACAUAUAUGUGGAGUCCUUUGGAAACAUCGAAGAAGCAAAUAUGGAAUAUAAAGCCUACACUUACUUUCGCCAAAGAUGGACGGAUUCACGUCUUGCUGGAAAGCUCAACCGCACCCUCACCAUAAAAGGAGGUGAAAUCGAGAACAUCUGGGUCCCAGAUCCCUACUGUUACAACGCGCGGGAAUCUAACAUGAUGAUGCCAGACGAAGAAGUCCAUAGUUCUGUCAGCAUCAAAUCUACUGGAGACGUACUCUACAGCAAAGGGGUAACUCUGCUCGCUUCAUGCAUCAUGAAUCUUCGGAGCUUUCCACAUGAUUCACAGGAAUGCCAUCUCAAGUUUGGAAGUUAUAGUUACACCACCGAGGACAUCGUAUUUAAAUGGAACGCUACAGAUGUCAGUGUAGGAACAGACGAAAUGGCUCAGUUUGAGUACAAAGGCGCAAAGUUGUCUUCAGAUGAAGACGUCUUCACCAUAGGAAACUUCUCAACCAUUACCGUAACCUUUUCCUUCCAAAGACGAAUAGGUUAUUACCUCAUUCAAGUCUACUUUCCAGACAUCUUUGUCGUGGCGCUAAGCUGGAUAGUUUUCUGGAUGGAUAAAGAUGACAUGGGCAACAGAAUGGCGCUGGGAAUCACCACCAUCUUAACCAUUAUGUUUCUUCUCGGUUCUCUGAAUGGAACUCUCCCAAAGGUCAGCUACCCAAAAGCGCUGGACUGGUACCUGUUGAUGUCAUUUGCGUUCGUGUUUCUCUCGCUAGUGGAAUGUAUGAUCGUGUUUUGUUUGAAUUUAAGCGCCAAUGGGGACAAGGAACAAAUCAAAUGCAAGGUCAACCAGAUCCCCAUCUCCAAAAAGAUUUCCCAGUCUUUAAAAUCUGUUAUUAGUACCAACAAGGAAGGACACUCUCCAAAAGCAAACGGCCAUGUCGUUACGAACACGAACUUCGAAGAUGAUGAUCUUGAAAUGGUGGAACAAGCCAGCAAAGCAAACAAAUCAGUCGUGGAUGAUGCGGCGAUUGAAGAGUUCAUUGGAACGAGCAAAAAAGAAAUGGCAGCUGAAUACACAGACAAGGCAUCACAAGUUUUAUUUCCCUUGUCGUUCGUCGUUUUCAACGUUGUAUACUGGAUUUAUUUUAGCGUUGCUGGCUGAAAAUUGCUUAUGGUUGCGAGUACCAGUCUGCUCCAUAUUCAGUGGAUUAGUUCAUAAUCUGUGACAUUUGAUUUCCGCAAAGAGUUACGAGUUUUAUUUCCUUUGUUAUUCAUCGUUUUCAACGUUGCAUACUGGGUUUAUUUCACAGUUACUGGCUAGAAAUUGCUUUCAGUUGCAUGUGCCAGAGCGCGAAACUUACAUAUUAAGGUGACAAGACCAAAAUGUGGCCCAGAGUAGCCUGAAUUUGGUACGAGAAUAUACUCAGAUAUUUGUCCCUGGACACUAUCUGUUCCUCUAAGCUCACAGUUUUCCUCGAGGCGUUCUCGGAACAGAUCAUGUCUGCGGACAAAUAUCCGAGCAUACUGUCGUACUAAAUGGAGGUUAUUUUCUAUUGAUUUCCGCAACAUUUAGAAAAGAAACGAAUUUUUGAGUGAGAGAUUGGAUAGUCAUAAGGUAGCAAAGAGCCCAUGGUUCAUAAGAUUGUCACAUUUUUUUUCCGAAGCUGCAACAAUUUGAUUACGAGUUUUAAUAAAAUUU